UAACCUAUUGAAAACAUGAAGAAAAAUCCAAAACUGCCGCGUGCUGUGAAAAAAAACUGAAGAUUCCUCAUUUUUUCGAAAUUAAUCUCGAGGUGAAAGACGAAUUCCAGAGGAAGAGCCAUCCGGAGUCACCGAGGGAUCACCCACUGUAUUUAAUCGAUGAAUAAAAUUCAUUUUGCUACCGCCACUCGAAUUUCGGGGUUGACAAAAAAUUUUCCCCAGAGCAUGAGCGAUUGAAACUAGGAGAAUUCAUUAUUCUCGUAUUUUUCUAUCGAUUCUGAAUGGGUGAUCAUGAAUUUGCCAAAUGAAUCAGUUAUUAUUCUCGAUUCGCCGGAAAUUAAGAGCAUGGCGAGGAGGAGGAGUCUCAAGGUCAAGAGGAGUCUCAAGGUAUCGAGGACUCAAUCUGGGAAGAGGAAGUCCGUAGGGGUAAAAGGGAAUAGAACCCCCUUGAGAGCUGUUUCCAGGAGCAUUUUUAGAGGGUCAAACACUCCGUCUCGAAGUGAUUUCACUCCAUUGACGAUAAAAAGGAAACGACAGAGAAGUCAGGGCGGCACUCCAAAGACCCAGAAGAGGCGACGAAAAUCCAAGCCAUCAGAGAACGACGAUGACUCUGUAAUCGUCCUGAGUGAUGACGACGAAAUCCAAGAGCUUCCUGUCCGCCCUGACCCCCCAAGAGUCAUACCAACCUCCGGUCCACCGACCACCAAGACAUCCCAUGGAAAAAAUUUGAGGAAUCAACUGAGAAAAUCACAGCGACUGAGAGUUAGGAAGAAGGCAAAAGUUCCGACCCAAAAAUUGAAGAGGAGACCCAACGACGAGGACCUCGAGGUGCUCUGGUCAUCGAAAUCUGUCCCAGAGUCUGCCCCAGGGGUUGGAGACGAGAGGGUGAAUUCACCCACAGAAUCUCAAGGGAACCAAGAGAAUGUGUCAAAUCCAGAGGAGAAUUUUUUCGUUGACAUCGCUGGAGACACGUCCCUGUUCCUCGUUGAUUGUCUCGAGGAUGAUCACGAGAAGGGGAAGAGUAAGAGGAAUAAGAAGCCAGGGGAGGAGGAGCGGUUGAGGGAGAUUAUUAUUGAUGGGUGCAAUGUUGCCAUGGCACAUGCCAACUCCAAGGGAUUCUCUGAGCAAGGACUCAAGAUCGUCUUGGAUUAUUUCACCGAGAGGGGCCACAAGGUCACAAUUUUUGUGCCGCAGCACAAGCGUCACAGAAAUCGUCAGAUGCUCGAAACGUGGAAUCGAGAGGGAAUCGUCGUUUUUACGCCUAGUAGAAAAAUUGGACAGAAGAGCAUCACCCCUUAUGACGACAGGUACAUCCUUGAGUAUGCGACAAAAUGCCAAGGGAUUAUCAUAUCGUCAGAUCAAUUUCGUGAUUUAUGGAAUGAAAAACCAGAAUGGAGGGAGACCAUUGAGAAACGAUUAUUGGCCCCGACAUUUGUCGGUGAUUACCUCAUGUUCCCGGAGGAUCCACUCGGACGAUUUGGACCUAGUCUGCAUGAUUUUCUCAGACUAUAAUCCCAGGAUAAAUACUUUCCAAGAAAUAUCUCUGUACAUACCGUUUGUAUCGUUUUAUCUUGUUAGCGUUCUAUUGUUUUUGUUUAUUGCACAUCGUGGUGGUAUACGAUGACACCAGAGGCAUUCUAUGAGGGAGAGGAUUCAGUGGGAGAAAGAAUUCACCAAUUCUUAUGUACAUAAUCUUAUCUUCUUUAUUUCUCCAGCCACUGAUAUUGUGAAUCAUCUGGCAUAUAUAUUUCGUAGAAAAACCAUUUAAAAAAUAAGAAAGUUAUUUUUUUUUUCACGGGAAAUAAAUAAAUUAUAAUAAUUCCA
Messenger RNA from Fopius arisanus, 1824 nucleotides. RefSeq names its product NEDD4-binding protein 1. The record is from RefSeq and is a predicted model, not a curated record. Gene Ontology annotation, molecular function: mRNA binding; RNA endonuclease activity. Gene Ontology annotation, cellular component: cytoplasmic ribonucleoprotein granule; nucleus. Bases 292 to 1512 code for a protein of 406 amino acids. Lineage: Eukaryota; Metazoa; Arthropoda; Insecta; Hymenoptera; Braconidae. The transcript has 4 exons.